This is a messenger RNA of Colletotrichum lupini, 1452 nucleotides long. RefSeq lists its product as uncharacterized. NCBI's taxonomy places the organism in Eukaryota, Fungi, Ascomycota, Sordariomycetes, Glomerellales, Glomerellaceae. The record is from RefSeq and is a predicted model, not a curated record. Bases 1 to 1452 code for a protein of 483 amino acids. The transcript is spliced from 14 exons.
AUGAGGCGAUUUCGAAAGUGCGAAGUUCAUAUUCAUGUUAUUCCUCGAUUCGGCGUGAAAGUCAGCAACGCAACAUACGUUGCACGAUUUCUUGGCAUUACACAUCAUGGAUCAAUGACCAAGAAGUUCCCUCCCCUCUCAGCCUGGGCGGCAAAUACGACACCGCUUUUCACCGUCCCCUCCUCUGCGAACGCUAAAAAUGGUCUGCCGGGGCCGCAAUGCGGCGAACACAUCGGUAUCGAUUCGUCGCCAUUUUGGACCUCGAGCAUUACCACUCAAUGCGAAGAGAGUGUCUUCCCGAAGAAUGUCAUGCAAAACAAACAGUUUUCCAUCGCAAGCCUCUUUAAUCAACUUCAAACCGUGGCAUUUGACCAUCUGAAUCGUCAACCUCUGCGGCCUCUCGAAAUUGGAAAGGGAUCUUUGAAGUACAUCUUGCUCUUAAUCUUAGAAAUGAAUACCAUUCACCCAGCAGGGCUGCGGUUUGGGCCAAACGACUCGCGACCCAUGUCUGCCAAGUCCAUUUAUAGUGCUGGGCCUAAAGAUAGCUUCAGCCUCAAAGGCUGCGAAUCUGCAUAUUUGUCGCCUUGUGUGGCCAUUGUCCGCGGUCAUUUUGCGUGCAAAAGUGCGGUGGGAAAGUUGGCAUUGCUUGCUUUCCCACCUGAGCAAGAUCGCGUCACUUACACCGCCGGAAUAGACGGUGGCGUCCAGGACAAUUUGUUUGUCGAGAACCUUACCGUUUCGGAGACGGCUCCACUUACGGUCCACUUUGCGGCCGUCAAGGUGCCCUGCCGCAUUAAGCGGCCACAACCGGCAUAUUACAGCUGCCAGGCAAUUGGUUUGGCUUUUUCAUCAUGCUCGACGAAGCCGUUGGCUGAUGAAAUCCCAGGUAAACGCUACACUUUUGUUGGCUCUGAUAGCGUGAUUCGACCGUUCUUCGAUCGAGCCUUGGCGUUCGGCGUCAAGCAGAACAUCGGAGCUUACGUUGCCACGGUUCAAUCCAACGCCGAUGCCGACUCCGAGCGCUGGGGCCCGAUGGACGGGGACAGAUGGCUGAGCCGACAGCAAAAAGUGCAACAAGUCCAAAUAUCAUCCACUUCAGGCACUGGGUAUCGUCAGCGACCAAAAUUCAGCCAAGAAAAUGCAGGCAAGGUAGUAUGCAAGCGCCCCAGCCCUACAGCCUCGAAAUCAUCCGACGUCCGUUAUCAGAACCGCCAACCGGGAAAGCCACGCGCAUCAUCCCAUCAGUUUUUCUCUUACCGAACACGUCGUCUCGACCCAAUCGUCAUCGAAUCCAAACCCGCGAUGAUCGAUUCCCAGCCAGGCGUGCCAGACAACCAGCCAAGCCUCUCUUCUUACCUCCAGGGUAAGCAUACCAAGGAACGGGGAACUGAGAACUGCCCUAUGCCGUUUGCGCCAACCAACCAGGUUCUCUGGAAUCAGCCUCCUGUUUGA